Messenger RNA from Dreissena polymorpha, 6907 nucleotides. RefSeq names its product TPR and ankyrin repeat-containing protein 1-like. Lineage: Eukaryota; Metazoa; Mollusca; Bivalvia; Myida; Dreissenidae. Gene Ontology annotation, molecular function: protein binding; ATP binding. The record is from RefSeq and is a predicted model, not a curated record. Bases 39 to 5315 code for a protein of 1758 amino acids. The transcript is spliced from 22 exons.
GUCAAGAAGAAGUUGCUGAUGAAUAUAAUGACGUAGCAAUGUACGACACUGUAAGCUUUACAGAUAUUGAUGCACAGCGGAUGGACAAAAUGGAUUGGGAGAUUGAAUGUACAUCUGAUGUAUGGACAAUCUUAAGAGAGUCACAUUUGCCUCCAGACCUUAAACGUCGCAUGUUAAUGGCGAUUCAGAUGUUAGCAAGCGGAGACUGGCAACCGCAUUUAUGCAAGAAAGUUCGCCAUAUUCCAGCCACAUUAAAUCUUUUCGAAGCAAAGUUUAGCAAGGGCGGACGUAUAAUGUGGGAACUUGCAAUAACAUUCUCUCCGAGACUGAGUAAUACAGAAGGAGGCAUGCAGGGGAAGGUAUUUUCGGAGGUCAUUCGAAUUUGGGAUGUGGUUGUGGACCAUGACAAACUAAACAGAACUAUUCGAAAGAUCACGAAAUCGCACAAUCGAGGGAAAAGCUGCAUUCUUAAGAAAACUCUCAUGUCAGCCUCAUUGGCUGCAAAACAUGUCAAUGCUGGAAUGCGAUACCCACGGUUAUUCAUAGAAGCAUCCGGUGGUAAUUAUGAUGUGUCUGAAAAUCAGACGAGUAUGAAUUUGCUUUCGCCGGCGAGUUCGAAUGAAAAUGAAUACCACAUACUGAAAUUCUACUCAUUUUCAUCUGCUCUCUUGCGUACCGUGCUUCAAAAUAUCGAAACCAAAGUGGAUUUUCCAUUUCGUGUAACAGAUACAGAGUAUACUUUAAUCAACAUAGAAAGCAAUGCACCAAUCCUUUUGAUAGGUCGAAGCGGAACAGGGAAAACAACAUGCUGUGUGUAUCGUUUGUGGAGCCAAUUUCGAGCCUACUGGGCAACUUCACCAAUCAAUCCAAUUCUUCCUAGGUGUGCGUAUUGUAUUUCCAAUAAAAAAGAAAAAUCUAUUCCGAAAGAAAACUCUGAAAGCACUUGUGCCGCAAACGAGGCAGAGCAAAAAGAUCAAGAUAUAUAUGAUCACUUACACCAGCUAUUCAUAACGAAAAACGCUGUGUUGUGUGGUGAAGUUCGGAGGAAUUUCCGCGCAUUACGUAAAGGAGAAAACUUGAUGGAAGGUCAUAUGCAAAACGAGGAUGAAAAUCUACCAUCCCGUCUGCAGGAUGUAAAAGAUUAUGCAUACCCCAUGUUUGUCACAUCAAGACAACUGCUACUUAUGUUGGAUGUGUCCGUUGGACCCCCGUACUUCUUUGUUCGUAAUGAAGAUGGGAGUCUUAAGGAGGAAAUCAGAGACUGGAACGACAGAAAUGCGCCCGUAACUUUGGUGUCGGUUGACGAAUGUUUAGAAGAUGAAGAUUACAUUGUAGAAGUGUUCAACGAUGAAAUUGAAACCACGUCCACAUCACGACCGAACGUAUCAAAAAAUGGAGCAACAAUCGUUGACCGCACGAAAGAAAUUACGUAUAUGAUGUUUGUGGAUAAGUUUUGGAAACACUUAAAACACACACAUUCAUCUUAUCAUCCGACACUUGUCUGGACAGAGAUAAUGUCAUUUAUUGAGGGGUCGUAUGAAGCGUUAUCAGAGCCAAGAGGCUAUUUGGACAAUAAGCAGUAUAAUGAUAUUGGAAGAAAACGAGCGCCAAACUUCUCUGGAGAUAGAGACGUUAUUUACUCUCUGUUUCUCGAAUACAAAAGAUUCAAGACAGAUAACGCUCUUUUUGACGAGACCGAUCUUGUUCACAGUGUAUUUAAACGGCUAAGUGUUCUCAAUUAUCGUCCGUGGGCGAUUCACCAAAUAUUUGUCGAUGAAACGCAAGAUUUCACCCAAGCGGAACUGUGUUUGUUGAUACGCCUGUGUCAAAACCCGAACGACAUGUUUUUCACAGGUGACACUGCUCAAAGUAUCAUGCGAGGAAUAUCCUUCCGAUUUCAAGAUCUCCGAUCUCUGUUUCAUUAUAUGCAAGAAAUAAAUCGCUCAACUGGGUCUCCAAUCGUAGCUCAGCCGGAAGAGGUCUAUAAACUCGUAUAUAAUUAUCGGACCCAUGCCGGCAUACUCCGAUUAGCAUCAAGCGUAUUGGAAAUAAUGGCCGCACUUUUUCCGGAAUCGUUCGAUAGCCUUCCGCCUGACCAAGGUCUUUUCGAAGGACCUAUGCCAAUAGUGUUUGAAUCUGGAAGUGUUAGUGACCUUGUGUUGCUUUUAAAGGGCAACCAGCGUAACACAGUGCCCAUAGAGUUCGGAGCACAUCAAGUGAUUCUUGUGGUCAAUGACGAUGCUCGAGAAGCAUUGCCCGCCGUCUUAAAAUUAGGACUUGUUCUGACAAUUUUUGAGGCCAAAGGACUUGAGUUUGAUGACGUUCUAUUGUAUAACUUUUUUACUAAUUCACAGGCAAGCAAAGAAUGGCGCGUCGUUAUUGAGUACUUGAAUCGGCUGAUCAACCAAAAGGAUAACGUAGUCCAGUUUGACUACGAAAUAUUAGAAUCAUCAAAUCACCCCCGACCUCUGAAAUUUGACGCAAACCAACACAAAAUCCUGAACUCAGAGUUGAAGCACCUGUACACAGCGUUGACAAGGGCUCGUGUGAAUGUCUGGAUAUUUGAUGAAGAUCGCGAAAAAAGGGCGCCAAUGUAUGAGUUUUUCAAGGCUCGUAAACUGGUGAAAAACUUAAAAGGGCAAGACAUAAAUGAAUCAAGUUCCCAAGGAUCUGUGUUUGCUGUACAAUCAAGUCCUGAGGAUUGGCGGAGGCGGGGACGGGAAAUGAUGAGACACAAAAUGUAUGCAGAGGCGUCCAAGUGCUUCCGGUUCAGCGGUGAUAUUAAAUUUGAAAAAAUGACACAAGCACACAUAAGAUCAAGAAUGGCUUUUGACCACAAAGACAAUCCAAACAAAAUGCAUCUCGAGUUUCUUUGCGCAGCUGAGCUCUACCUCGAAUGCAACAAGCGUAUUCAUGCUGCACGUUGUUUGCAGAAUGCCAAUGAACUUAAACUUGCAGCACAGCUUUUCGAACAAACAGGACAGUAUGAAAAUGCUGCCGAUCUAUAUCGACGUCUGAAUAUUUACCACGACAGCAGUCGUUUGUACGAGAAAGAGGGUAAUUUUAACAAAGCUAUCUCAGUUUUAUGUGCGAAUGGAGACUUUGAAUCUGCUCUAGACACCCUGAGGCGAUACGAAAUAAAACUAAGGGAUUUGCAAGUGAUGCAGAUAUCAGUUCAUGACAGCGGUCAACAGAACGUCGAGUUCAAUGAAUUCGUGAUCCAACAGAGGGCGGCCGAGUUUUAUCACCAACGCAGAAAUACAGAAAACAUGAUCAAAGCAGUAAGCGCAUUUCCAGAACUCAAAGAUCGUAUUAAAUUUCUAGAAGAUAGAGGAUACAUAUCACAUGCAGCACGAUUGCUUAAGGAUGACAAUCAGUGUACUGCUGCAGUAGAUUUGCUUGUUUCCCACACGAAAUUGGAUGAAGCGGUCACACUCGCUAAAGAAACUCUUUCAAAUAAAGACAUUGGCAAAUAUAUUUUGAUUAAAUGUCGCAUAAAUCAGGUUAAUUCCAGUAAUGAUUGGAUUUGGCUAUCCAAUCAAAUAGUGAUGAUUGAUGAGGCAAUCGCUAUUUUUAAGUCGUGUGAAGAUUACGAGGGCCUAGGAGCUGCAUGUUUGCUUAAAUUUCAAAACACAGAAGAAACAUGCGAUAUAAAGAGGGCGAUCGAUGCGUUUAAAGCAUUAGCAAACGAGGCGGGAAAAAUUGAAUGUACUGAUGCAAUUGUAUCUAGGAAACUUUUUACCAUAUUUGAUUUCAAUUUUGUUGUCUCAGCGAUCGAUGAAGUUUUUCGUGUCUGUCACACUUUACUCAAUCCCAACGAUAAGCAUCAACUUGCCAAGUUUUUUCAAUAUGGAGCAUUCUAUGGGUUCAGCCCAUGUUCUGAACAAACCGUUCGUAUCAGACCCUAUGAAAGACCACUAUGCUUGAAGUAUCUGGGGAACAUACGUGAACAGUGUGAAAAACCUAAAGCGGAAGUAGGAGAAGCUGUGGUUCAUGCGUUGAUGCAAGAGAAACUAACGGAAUGGGUUUCAAAACUUAGGCGUGUUAACGCAGAAAUACGAAAAGAGGUGAUGUUAAGCAAACCUGUAAGAGCAUUUAAACAAUGUGAAAAUGCCUCUGAUGAUGAAACAAUCUAUCAGCGUCGAAAAAAGGAUUCAUUUGAAUGUUUGAUACAAUAUGAUAUACUUAAUAUUGAAUUGGAACAUAGAUUGUUCAAUGAAACUUCAAGCCUUGAUCAAUUUCGGUUCUCGAGGAUACUCAGACAAUUGAAUGAUGAGCCUUUAAAAUAUCAAACAUCAUUAAGCCUUUGUAGAGACCUUAUUAUUGAAGGAAGCCAUUUAAACUAUACGACAAGCGACAUUACAAGCCUUUUGGAUGGCAUAAUAAACAAAAACAAGGUGCACCAAAAGUUGAAAGUCUUUCUGAAUCUACAGUGGUUCACACAUGGUUAUAAUGAAAACGAUUCGGUUGGAUUUCCAGGUGAUGAACAAGAGUUAAUGGGAGUUGCAUUCAGCUGCUUUAUGUUUCGUAUACAACUUACUGAAACAAAGUGUGUUUUAAAAAAUACUGUACUGAAUUUGUUCCAAAUGAUUAUGACUGGCAAUGUUUUUAAAGCGGUUAAACAGUUCAACAAUUACAUUAAUAUGGUCAACCUGGAAAAAUUGUCUGAUCCUGAAACAAUAAUUAUUUGGUUCGAAUUGAUUUGUACGAUUGCAUGCCUAAUGGUCGCCAAACUAAAUGCUUUAUGCAACACCAGUGUUGAAACGCCAGUAUUUAUCCUGGGAAAUUAUCUGCACUUGAUUAAGUUCGUCGAAGUAAUAUUACCGGCAGAACUUGACAUCAUGAAAUGCUUAAAGGAAUGUGAUCUUGGCGUUCCAGACAGCCUUGAUGAGAUGCUGACGGCUUUUACAAAAAUCAUAAGCGUUUUGGUGGGAUCCAAAAGUAAAGUUAGACUGAUCGACAUAUUGGUCAAUAAAUGUGAAGAUAAACCCGAGAUGACUGGCAUGGUGGAACGAUUAGUCAUGUUAGGAUUGACUCUAGCGAGUAACGUCGAUAUAAUAGUUCCUGUUGAAACUAAAUCAUCACUUAUAGAGAUGCUGACGAGAGUUUCAUUAUCGACUUCAGCUCCAUCUGGAAUUAAAAAAACCGUCGAAGACUUGAAACAAAUUAUUAAAACAUCGGACGUCUCAACUAUUUUAAUGACAUUUUUGGAAACAAGAAACCUAGGUGAAGAACUUGUAACAUUUACAUGGGAAAUCAGCGACUGGGAAACUCCUUUCACUGUGGAAAGUAAGAGUGGUCAUGCAUACUUUUAAAAGAAGGUAUCUGUUAAAUUUAGGCAUGGCCAUUAGUAUAAAUCAAGGGGUCUGAGAUUGAGGAUGCUCAGUGUUUACAAGGUUGUACUUUCAAUUAGGUGUCCAUAUUUAGUAAAUGUUUAUAAUAGUAGAAUUAUUUUAUUUGAAAAUAUGUCUUUUUAUGAAAGCAUAAAUAUCAAAACAUUCAGAUUAUUUUAUUAUGGUAUGUUCAAAGACAAAGUUUGUUUAAAAAAACUAAUUUCAAAUGUAAUUGAAACCAGUGUUCAGCCAAUUGUAUCUAACAAUAUUUGUAUAUAUGUACAUUCAUAUAAAAUCAUGGUAUUUAUGACAUUGCUUAGAGUAUAAAUUAUAUAACAUUAUACGUUGAUGGGCCUCUAUUGCAUUAAAUACUGAGAAAUUGAGAGCAUCAAUACAGUGUUUUAUUGAAAACUAUAUAACAUUUUAACUUAUUCUGCAUGGUAAGAGUAUUGAAUAAAAAUGGUUUUACAGAUGUAGAGUAUCUGUUUAAGUAUGCAAUAUCACUAAUAUAAACUUGGUGUACUUUAAAAUAUAUUUAGAAUAUUCAUGGUCACUCAAAUAACAUAAUAAGAAUAACUUUUUGUUAGCAAUUUAAAUAAAUGAUAUAUUGCUGGUGAAGAAAGAAGGUUUAACGUUACAGUUUGACAAUACUAUUUGUUCUUGUUUGUUAAAAUCUGAUAUAAAGUACAAAACGAACCUAAAGAUCCAUUUUCUUAAAUUUUCACAAACCCACCUGUUCUAAAGCUGCAGUGAACGAUCAAAAGGUUGGCUCUGCUAGUGAUUUGUUCAGUCCUAUAUAUUUAGUGCAUGUAUAUCGCUUAUUUAUUUGUUUGUUUUGAAAAUACGUGGAUCAUCCGUACAUUGAAUUAUGGUAAAUGCCUUUAACAAACUUUGUGACAAUCUUAUUUGCUUUUGGCAGUAUGCUGAAAAAUAUGUGACACCAUAAUAUUUUUGUCGUAUAUUAACUUACUAUUUUGUUAUUAGUGACUGUAUUGAACUGAUCUACCGAUCGGAAUUUUGUGUGAUGUUAAGUGAUUCAGUUUGCCGACCCUUCAACUGACUAUUGGUUAUGCAUCUCUGCUUUUUAUCCAAAUCUAUGCGAAGCACGCUCAACAAUUGCGAAUAAUGAUUUUACAAACUAUAAAACGAUUAAUUUAUUUGAGAACAAAAUAUUACAGUUUUACCAUAAAUUCUUAGUAAGACUGUUGUAUAAAAGUCUGUAAAGGUAUCAUAAUUUCCUGUUUUAUUGUUAAAACAUUGUCUACGUCUGUGGAUAACGUUGCAGGUAGGAUUUGAUGUCAGAUUGUGAGACUGGUGUUUCAUGAUAUUGGAGCCUUAUAAUUUGUAACAUCAAUGGAUAUUUUUUGUUAUAUUAUUAUGCUAAAUAGUUGGUUAUCAAUAUUUGAAUCUACUAUGUUUUCUAUUCGUGUAUUGCAUUCUUCGUAGAAUGCAAGUAUAUAUAUGUGUGGUUUAAUGUGUAUAUCGUCAACGUGUACUGUUUUUUUUAAAUGUACGGAUUUGCUUCGUUUUAAGACUUGUAUUAUGUAUUUCUUGAUAAAUACUGGUUUAGCGUC